This is a messenger RNA of Manihot esculenta (cassava), 1651 nucleotides long. Its product is annotated as transcription factor bHLH68. The transcript is spliced from 8 exons. Gene Ontology annotation, cellular component: nucleus. NCBI's taxonomy places the organism in Eukaryota, Viridiplantae, Streptophyta, Magnoliopsida, Malpighiales, Euphorbiaceae. Gene Ontology annotation, molecular function: protein dimerization activity; RNA polymerase II cis-regulatory region sequence-specific DNA binding; DNA-binding transcription factor activity, RNA polymerase II-specific. Gene Ontology annotation, biological process: regulation of transcription by RNA polymerase II. Bases 340 to 1284 code for a protein of 314 amino acids. The record is from RefSeq and is a predicted model, not a curated record.
AAGCAAAGAAUAAAAAAGGCUACUAAAUAAAUGAAAGGAAGAAGGAAAGAGAAGGAAACAUAUGCAAAGCUCUCUAACCCCACAUCUCUAUAAAAAUUCUUUGAGAAAAUGGACUCAAAGUUUCUUCAACCUCAUCUGGGAAAGCAAACAGGACUUUGAAAGCUUUAUCAAAGGCCUUGUAAGGAUGCAUAAACAAGGAAAUAUGACAAAGUGAAAGAAAGUGAAGGGAGAAAAGAACUUGUAUUUUUUUUUUCUUAUAUGCUUCUUUUCUGAAGGCAGGAAUUUGGAGCGUGUGUGUGUUUUUGCAGAGAACUUGCGCCCAUCAGUACUGCCAAGCUAAUGAUGGCUGGAAACCCUAGCCGGUGGAGCGUGCAUCCACCAUCUCAACAGCCUUCUUCUUUGUUAUCUUCAUCUCCUUCUCCAUCUCUCUUCCCUUCCCAAUACGUGCUCGGAUCUUCUUCUUCACAUCCUUUUAAUUCUUUGACUGAUAACCAAGAGCUUCCUCAGUCAUGGAGCCAACUACUUUUGGGGGGUUUGUCAGGAGAAGAAGAUAGGUUUGGUCUAAGUCACUUUCAACCUAAAAAGUUGGAAAAUUGGGAAGACCCAAUCUUGAAUCCUUACUCAAGGGUUCCUGUAGUUGCUGAUGUAAAGCAAGAAAUUCCUCAAAAUAGCAAUUUGUACGGUCAUGGAGAUGAAGAAUUUCAGCAGCUCAGGCCUACUACUUGGCCACAAGUAAUGCCAGUCUCGUCUCCUAGGUCUUGUAUUACAACUCUCAGUAGUAAUAUACUGGACUUCUCUUAUAACAAGCCAUGUGUGAGGAGUCAACAUCCAGAUCAAUCAUCUGAGUGCAAUAGUACAGCCACUGGUGGACUGAGCAAGAAGCCUAGGGUUCAGCCGUAUCCGACCCAACCACCUCUAAAGGUGAGGAAGGAGAAGUUGGGUGAUAGAAUCACAGCACUCCACCAGCUAGUUUCCCCAUUUGGAAAGACUGACACAGCUUCUGUCUUGUUAGAAGCUAUUGGAUAUAUCAGAUUCCUGCAGGGUCAAAUUGAGGCCCUUAGCUCCCCUUACUUGGGCAAUUCAUCAUCAAACGUUAGGAACCAACAAUCUGUUCAAGGAGAAAAAAAUUCCAUGUUUCCUGAAGACCCAGGUCAGGAUAGCCAUGAAAUGCCAAAGGACUUGAGGAGCAGAGGUCUGUGCUUGGUUCCUGUGUCUUGUACUCAGCAUGUCGGAAGCGAUAAUGGUGCUGAUUAUUGGGCUCCAGCGAUCGGCGGGGGGUUCUGAAGCUAGCUGUGGCAUUUUGAUGAGUUUGAAGCUUUUAGAUUGAAUGAUAUAACAUCAUGAGCAGUCACUCUGCAACAAUCUAAGGCUGAUUGCUCAUGAUGCUAUGCAUUCUAACUAAAGAUUGAAAAUUGCCCAAAUUAUUAUCAUCCUUCAUUGUACCCUCUAACUUUGAUUAAGAUAAUGAUCUUGUUGUAUCUGUUGAUGUUUCCUUAAUUUCUCCGCAUGUCUUAUAGAGCUUCAUGUGUGUGUGAAGCUUUUUGAUUGAUUAGUAGUUUUGUUAAUUGCGAGAUGCUUAUCCAGCAGGAGUAUCAUUCUUUCUUGUCCUAUUAUCAAAAGGAAAGAGUGUAUAUCUCCAUCUUCCUCUCAA